UUUGAAAAUGUAGAAAACAUCCAUAAAUAUUUAAAUAAAUGAUAUUCUAUUACUGUUUAACAGUGCGAUUAAUCACGAUUAAUUUUUUUAAUUGUGCAAUUAAUUGCGAUUAAUUUUUUAAUCGGUUGACAGCCCUAAUAAUUUUUAAUUCUUUCUUCCUCCCUCACUCCCUUAAGCCCCUAGAAUAUGAAAACAAUAGCACUUAAGUCAAAAUUUCACACCCAGGAUGUUCAAGUGAGUUCAUAAGGGUGGAAAAAGGAAGUCUGCCUUCUCUGCUAAAUGGUGAUUGUCAUAAAUAUAAAGGGAAGGGUAACCACCUUUCUGUAUACAGUGCUAUAAAAUCCCUCCUGGCCAGAGGCAACAUCCUGUUACCUGUAAAGGGUUAAGAAGCUCAGCUAACCUGCCUGGCACCUGACCCAAAGGACCAAUAAGGGAACAAGAUACUUUCAAAUCUUUGUGGGGAGGCUUUGGAUUGUGCUCUUUGUUUAUGUGUUGGCUCUCUCUUGGAACUGAGAGAGGCCAGACAGAAAUCCAUCUUCUCCAACCCAUCCUAAUCUAAGUCUCCAAUAUUGCAACCAGUAUGGGUAAUCCAGGCAAGGUGGAUUAGUUUAUCUUUUGUUUUACGUGAAUUUUCCCUGUGUUAAGAGGGAGGUUUAUUCCUGUUUUCUGUAACUUUAAGGUUUUGCCCAGAGGGGGAUCCUCUGUGUUUUGAAUCUGAUUACCUGUAAAGUAUUUUCCAUCCUGAUUUUACAGAGGUGAUUCUUUUACUUUUUCUUUAAUUAAAAUUCUUUUUUUAAGAACCUGAUUGAUUUUUCAUUGUUCUUAAGAUCCAAGGGUUUGGGUCUGUGUUCACCUGUUCAAAUUGGUGAGGAUUAUUAUCAAGCCUUCCCCAGGAAAGGGGGUAUAGGGCUUGGGGGGAUAUUUUGGGGGAAGACGUCUCCAAGUGGUCUCUUUCCCUGUUCUUUGUUUAAAACGCUUGGUGGUGGCAGCAUACUGUUCAAGGAUAAGGCAAAGUUUGUAUCUUGGGGAAGUUUUUAACAUAAGCUGGUAAGAAUAAGCUUGGAGGUCUUUCAUGCGGGUCCCCACAUCUGUACCCUAGAGUUCAGAGUGGGGAAGGAACCUUGACAAUGGUGAAUGGGAUGGAGUAAACUGGGAUUUUUUUUUUAUUUCUAAAGACAUUUUGCUGGGUGUUCACGGCUCCUUUUUGAAGAGCUUUACAAGUAAUUUGAUAAGAUGGCUGGUGCCAGGCCAUGCUGAAAAGGAAGAGAAGCUAUAGACAAUAUGGUUGAAUACUUGAGAAUUUCUUAAAUGUCAUUAAAACGACUGCAAAUUAGAGUGAUGAUUAUUUCACUCUGUUUUAGGGGGGUGUGAUUUUCAGCGUGUGCGUGUGUGUGUUGUACUGUGAAAGUGUUAAUGGUCUUCUGGCUCUUUAAGAAGAUCUCUUCUCUGUGAUGUCUGUUCAAGUGAGGUUAAGUGGCAAUGUGCUUUAACCAGUGAGCAUGUAACUAAUGGGGGGAGGUUUGUAAUUUCCUGACAGCUCAUAAACGGCAGAAGAGGCUUCUAAUGCACUUUCUCUGCUGUGAGAGAAAAGGGGUCUGCUGAUAAUUGUCCAAGAUUUUGAUCUGAUGGUAUCCCAGAAAAUGAUGAGGAUCAGGGGUUGGCUGAUUGGGCGUGGAAGAAGCAGCCUUAUUGUUGCUCUCCUGUGGGCAGCAUUGGGAAUAAAAGCUACAGGAUGUGACAUGCUUGAAAUCAUUUACUCAUCAGCCAGUUUUAUCCUUAAAGAAGGAGAUCCCCUGACCUUGAAUUGCACAGUGUGGCAUCAACAGAAACAGCCUUCAGAUCUGACGGUCUACUGGUGUAAACUGGCGGAAAAUCAGAACAGCUGUGCUAGGGUUGGCAAAGAUCUGGAAUGCUUGCUAUCAACAGAGCACUUAAAUCCCCAAGCACGGGUCAGCUUGUCUCUGCUCCUGCAGAUUCAUAAUGUCAGCCGUUCAGACAGCGGUGUUUACCAGUGCAGAGCCAAUGCAAGUGACCAGACUGCUGUGGGUCACUAUAUCAGAGUGAAUGUAACAGCAGAAGAAUUAAAUCAUGUGAGUUCUUUGAACACCACAAGGAGUCCAGAGGCUGUCUCCCAAGGCAGCAAAGCUCUGAGGAUGGAUUCCUGGCUGGAAAAGACAUGGGCACUGAUCAUGAUACUCUGGCUGACCCUUUCUUAAAAGGUAGGAAAAGAUGUAUACAUUCUCUAAAGAGAGAGAUCCUGUGAUCUGCCAUCCUCUAAGAUCAUAGUAGAGCCACACAGCUGGAUUUUCAGCAUGACCCCGUUUUCCUUUUUCUUAAGAAAACUGCUAUUUCGUGGAAUGCUUCAUCUCCCAUCACUGCCAUACCAUAGAGAUGAAUGGACUAGAGUCCUUAGCCAGAAAGGCAAAGUGAACCCCACUCUUAGUAAUGCCUUUGCUUUCAUGGGGUGGCACAAGGUGCCACUGCUUCAAGCUUGGUCUCCUGCAGGCAGUAAGAGUGACAUCUGUGGUUUUCUGACGACUUUUAUGAAGCAGGCCGUGUGGCCCCAGAGCUGAUUUGGCUUAUGGGCUCUAAGUGUUUCCUGUUAUAUGUGGUCAUGAGCCUCUAGGGAUUCGCAGGCAGCCCUGAGAUGUGGUAAUGUGAUCUGAGCCAUUGUGCAAUCAAAUAUUGAGUGUGAAGCCAUUUAGUUGAUUUAAAAAUGAGAUGGCCGUCUUAGAGGCAUGAUGACCCUUCAGCUUGAACGCUGGUCUGGCUUUUGGGGACUUAAGCCGGUCUGUAUUUGGACAAGCUUAUGCUUUGUUAAUGUUGACAUAGCACUUGACUCAUUAAUGGGCAGCUAGUUGUUUUUAUUUCUUCAGGCACAUGUGACGAAGAUACAGUUUCUGGUGCUUGGGCAGAUUCCUCUAAACAGCAGAGUAAAAGUUAACAGACUAAACUUCUAUAAAGUUGUAAUAGCAAAUUCAUUGUAUUGCACAGGACUGCAUUUCAGCAUUUCAUGGAACACUGUUUCUGAAGAAGGAUUUUCAGUAGCUUAAUGUCUGAGCACCUGGACGCCAGCUCUGCAGGAUUAUUUAUUGUUUCCUAUACUAGUGGUUAAGCCGUCAACACCCCCUCGUCAGACAGAGGGACUCUCACACUCGUCAGCAUUGGAAGUGGACUUCUGUAGUCUCUGAUGUCAGUCUUGUGUGUUUUGUCUCUGCUAUUACUGAGGAUGGAUUUCUCAGUGUAGAGCAUUUAAAGGGCAGGAAGAGAUUUCUUUCCGUGUCUUCUUUCUGGACCUAUCCAGAGAGAUCUUCUAGUACGCAUUGCCUCAACCUGCUACGCUCGCUCUUUAAAGAAAGAUUCCACAGUGCUUCUUUUCUGUGCCACUCUGUCAUCCACAUUGUCUUCUGCCAUGUUCUGUUCUACUACCUAUUCUCUCUGGGUUGUUUUAAGGGUGCUGGAAGUUCUUAUCUAAUCCCAAGCAGUGGGAGGUAGAAUUCUCUAAAGAGGGUUUUGCAGCUUUUGUAGCAUUGGGAUGGAUUCCAACUGGAUUUAUACUACAGGUCAGUUUGGGGAAUUGGAAAGAGAGACCCUCCAGGGAUUAGCUCCUAGAUACUUGUUUGUUAGUUUAGGUCCAAAAUUGUGUGUGUAUGUGUGUGGGGAGAGGGAACAAUAUAAGACUUUUUAAAUUUCAGUUAACAACUUCUUUGGGGAACAAUUGAACAUCCUCCAUGUGUACAUUGUGGGCUUCUCAGAGCAGAGGUCACACCUUCUUCUCUGUUUGGAAAACUAGCACACUGUGGGUAUUUCUGGAAAUAGCUAAGUAAUAACUGUAAACCUAAACACAGCAGCAGUGGGAUAGUGCAUGAGAACUUGAAAAUGGCUGAAGAUUUAAAGACUAAAGGUUAAAUAGAAUGUUCUACAAACAGAGACCAUAAAUGUGCAAAUUAUUUUUUAAAAAUUCUUCCAUUUUAAUAAUUGUAGACUUUUUAAAUACAGCAUUUUAUCUUGACUAUAUGCUUUUAAAAACAGGUGGCUUUUUUGCAAAUAUAAUUCUAUAAAUCUGCUUUGGGGCAAUAGGGAGUUCCUUUUAGACACAAAAUUUGCUACCAAAUCUACAUAGGAAGGCACUGUGUUUAUAUCUGUUGGCACAUGCAUGAGCAUGAUGCCUCUUGGUAUUUUUGUUUCAAAGUCCAUGAGUAGCUGCCCUGCUUCUGGUGUUUGAUAAGCAUGUCUGACCUAUGCCAUGUUGUAAUAGUUGCGUGCGCUGCAUGGAAUGUAAAGGUAGAGAAUUGUUCUAUAAAUGAAUAAAAUACAUAAGUCAUAUGAUGUCUAUCUCCCUAUUUAUCACUGAGAAUUAUCCUAGUUAUUUAUCAACUCUGAAGGGCUGUGCUUCUUUUUAUGUAUACUCUGUGAUUCCUUUCAUCACAAGUAACCUGAGAGUAAGUGCUCCGUCUGAGUUGUUGAAAUAAUAAAGUGUUUGUUUAUGGCUGACAGAACCUGGUGCUCAAAGAGCAUCCUCACCUUGCAGAGGCAACAUAUGGCAUGUGCGUUUCACCAGGCACGUUGGGCAGGAAGAACACCGUGUGAUGCUAUGGUUUGGGUUCCACUAAGAUGACUCGGGCUCCGCUGAGGUGUUUUUAGGACUGUUAUUCCUCAGACAGCACUCUGUACAGUCACACACAGGAACACGAUUCUAGUUCUGUAGCAUGGUAUAGCUAUACUCCCAUCUAGUGGUGAAAAUAUAAGUAGCAAUUAAAUAAAGAGACUAAUGAGAACUCUAUUUUAAACUUUGCCAGGCACUGGAAGAGAAAAUAAGGAUUGUACCCGCAGAGAGACGCACUUUACUUAAGAAGCUAAAAUCUCUUUGAACUUUCUUGAGUUUCUAUAUUCUAUACAACAUACAAGGUAUAAGCCUUUUCAUGUACAGCAGCUACAAGACAAGUUGUUGCAACCUACAACCCCCAGGCUAUAUAUGUAAUCCUUUCAGUAAAAUGCAUAACCCUUGAUCACAGCAGGGCCACAACUAAUAGGAGACCAUGCAGCACUUCUAUACUGGGAGAAAGGAUUGAGUUUGUUUCCAGGAUGGCUUGAAAGAAACAGAACAUAUUCCUCAGCUAAGCUACACUCAGUGUGACUCCUGUUUCUAUGGAAUAGCUACACAUUAUUUAUCUGUCCAAUACUGACAAAAAGUGGGAUCCCAGAUAGGUAUAGAUAUUUACAUGCAAAAACCUGUAACAUGCAGUUAAGGCUGUAGACACUCUGUAGCCCUGUGCUCCCAGUGCCCUUCUAGCAUGGGAGAGUUUGAUUCCAAAAGCUCAAACGUUGGCAAACCAAGAGUUAAGGUGACAUGUCGCACCAAAACAGCCUUCUUUCAUCUCUGCCCGAAGGAGAUCACAGUAUCAUUCUCUUCCCUCAGCCUCUGCCAACCAGCGGCAAGUACUCUUCAGAUCAAUGGUGCUGCACAGAGCACUGUGAGGGUCCAGUGGACUGUACCAAUAGGAGCUCUGACUUGGAGAUCUUUUGGGCACAGA
Messenger RNA from Caretta caretta (loggerhead turtle), 5534 nucleotides. The record is from RefSeq and is a predicted model, not a curated record. NCBI's taxonomy places the organism in Eukaryota, Metazoa, Chordata, Testudines, Cheloniidae.